AUGCCUUCAGGCCCCUACCUCCCAACCUCCGCGGCCUACCUCAAGGAAUCCUCCCUCCUCCUACAAGCAUACCCAGACUCAACGCGGAUAACAACAAAAUACACCUUCCCCAAGACCAACUCCAACAAAUCGCAACCUCAACAAACGUCAACACAAGAAAAGGCACCCCUCGCAACCCUCGUCCUAAAAACAUACAACCCCGAAGCCGGGAUAUGCCUGAAAUACCACACGAAUAAAGCCGCAGAGGUCGGACGGUUGAUUACGGCACUGGGAUUACUAGCUGGCGGGGCGGACCUUGCGACGUUGGAUUCGGGCGUUGCAAAUGUGACUGGGGCAGGCGGCGAUGUUGAGAUGGGUGGUGUUGAGGAGGGACUGACUGCGACUACGGGCACGGCUACGACAAAUGCAGGAGCUGGAGCUGGAGCGGGUGGGAAAGGCAAGUCGAAGAAGAAGGGGAAGGGCAAGAAAUGA
Aspergillus puulaauensis is the source of this 471-nucleotide messenger RNA. RefSeq names its product SRP9/SRP21 family protein. The record is from RefSeq and is a predicted model, not a curated record. Gene Ontology annotation, cellular component: signal recognition particle, endoplasmic reticulum targeting. The transcript is spliced from 2 exons. Lineage: Eukaryota; Fungi; Ascomycota; Eurotiomycetes; Eurotiales; Aspergillaceae. Bases 1 to 471 code for a protein of 156 amino acids. Gene Ontology annotation, biological process: SRP-dependent cotranslational protein targeting to membrane.